Molecule: messenger RNA, 441 nt
Organism: Nakaseomyces glabratus
Lineage: Eukaryota; Fungi; Ascomycota; Saccharomycetes; Saccharomycetales; Saccharomycetaceae
Gene: CSN9
Product: Csn9p
Biological process (GO): protein deneddylation
Cellular component (GO): COP9 signalosome
Source: RefSeq, a predicted model, not a curated record
AUGGAUAGUUACAAAACACAAUGGUUGACGAGUGAGGGUGAUGAGCGGGUACGAUGCGAAUUACUUGCGUUUGGCACUGUAGAGGACCUCGAGAGGGGCACCCUUAAUGCGCAGGAUAGAAAUGUGUUAGUGAAGCUGAGUAUACUAAACUACGUCUAUGGUAAACAGGUAGUUACCUUUGAUGCAUUACUAAAAAACUAUGCACAGGCAGGUAUUGAAUUAACAGACAACGACAUCGAGAUGAUACUGUUAGAGUUAUGUAAUCACGGUAUCAUGGAUGUAUCAAUAGACUCUGUUGCUCGUGAGGUGAAAGUUUUGCAACUGUCUCGGUACAGAGAUGUGUACUGUGGUGAAAGAGAAUUAUUGGUCGUUAAUCCGACCAAAGUCAUUACAAACAUCGAAAUAAUAGAUACAUUACAAGCGUAUUCAGACAAGUUGUAA